This is a messenger RNA of Carassius carassius (crucian carp), 4308 nucleotides long. RefSeq names its product TBC1 domain family member 1-like. The coding region runs from base 20 to 3877 and encodes 1285 amino acids. The transcript is spliced from 23 exons. Lineage: Eukaryota; Metazoa; Chordata; Actinopteri; Cypriniformes; Cyprinidae. The record is from RefSeq and is a predicted model, not a curated record.
ACACAUAGUUCCUCAUUUUAUGAUUAGGAACAUGGAGGGCAUUUGUUUUGAGGUCAAACCCAGAGAUGACCCAAUCAAAGCUCACCCUCUCUGUGCACAAACACUUCCUGGAUCAGAAGAUAAGAGCAAGAAAGAGGAAGGGGAAGAGGAGAUUCAGUACACGCUAACUCUUGUAGGAUCUUUGGCCAUCCAUCCACAGACCACCAUGGCGAUGCUCCCCUGGGUUGUGGCUGAGAUACGGAGGCCCCGGUUGGGGGAAAAGAACAGAAACCUUGAAUUCAAUGGUGCUCACUCUCCUGAGGUUCGAGAUCAGCCUGUGGUGCUGAAGAUCUCUUCCAGUAAAGUGUGCUGCAUUUUGGAGACAGCAGGCCCGGGGAAGCCAUGGGACCCAUUGCAACACAUGGUUCUGUUUGAUCACAAGCCUCAUCGUAUCACCAAACUCAUUCACAACAGCCAAGAGCCCAGCUAUUUUGGCUGUCUGCUCAGAGAGGAGAAGAAAGCAUCCUGCUAUGUAUUCCGCUGCCAGGACCACAUGAAGGUUCCAGAGAUUAUAAGCACUCUCAGACAGGCUGGCAAAAGUUCUGCUCGACAAGAAGACACUCCUUCAUCUCUGCCUAGCAAUGGUCAGCCAGAUGAAUCCUACUCCGCUGCUGAUGCAGCAACAGCCUUCGCGAAGAAGUUUGAGGUGUUGUUCUGUGGGCGAGUGGUGGUGGCCCAUAAGAAAGCACAACCUGCACUGAUAGAUGAGUGUAUUGAGAAGUUUGGACGUGCCAGCGCCACAGGAUCACUAACAGCGGGCAUCAGACGGGCGUUCUCACUCAAUCAGGUGGUGAAUGCAAAAAACGAGGGAGCAGAUGGAGGAGGAAAGCGACCUCUGUUUUUGAAAAGAGAUCAGACUUUUCCGUUUCUGCAAGCAUUGGACGAGAACGGCCUCUCACCGGAGCUCCAGCGACGGGCCGCAGACGGAGCCACUGGGGUCCAAGCCACUAGCCUACAGGAGAACAGAACCAUGCUGUUCAUGAUUGUCUGCUCUCAGAUCUUUCUUGUGAGUCCUGACACUAAGAAGGUGGCCAUAGAGAAGAGCUUCAGAGAGAUUUCCUUCUGUUCUCAGGGUAUCCGUCACGUGGACCACUUUGGCUUCAUAUGCAGGGAGUCGGUGGAAUGUGGAAGUUGCCAGUUUGUUUGCUAUGUUUUCCAGUGUGCUAACGAAGCUCUGGUGGAUGAAAUCAUGUUGACUUUGAAGCAGGCGUUCUCGGUGGCCGCCCUCCAGCAGAACAGUAGGACCCAGAGUCAGCAGUGUGACAGCUGUCCCCUGCAGCAGCUGCACAAACUGUGUGACAGAAUAGAGGGUCUUCAUCCAUCCAAAGCUAAGCUGGAACUGCAGAAGCAUUUGGCAGGUCUGGACAAUCAGGAGCAGGCAGCUGUGUUUGAGAGCACCAUGAAAGCCAGGCCUAAGUCGGAUCAGAAAGGGAACGAGUUGUUUGUGUCAUGUCUAAGACAACUGUACGAGGAGAGACAAAAGACACACACUCACACACACAACGGACAAACAAAAAAGGAGGUUGCUGUGAAUGUUGAAAGCAGUAUUAGUUCGAGUCGUGUGCGUCUGGAGGAGUUCAAGACUAGAGCAAAAAGAUCCCUCACAGAAUCACUGGAGGGGAUCUGGAAGGGCAGCAGUAAGUCCAAAUCCCAGAGGGAGAACAGUGAUGGAGAGAGCAACUCCUCCAGCUCCACCACACUGAACAGCACAAAUCAGGAAACAUCAUUGGAGGAGCCCCUCUGCUCUUUCUCUCCCUCCAGUCCACUCCGCUCCCACAGUUCCACAGGGGAUCUGAAGCGUCUAGAAGGCUCAGUGGGAGGUCAGGAGGGUCCUGAGAGCCCGCCUCAGGGUUUUAGGAGACGCGCAAGCUCAAUUAGUCACUCUCCCAUGCUGUCGACCUCUGAGCCGAGCCUUCCCCCACUACAACACACUGCCACCACCAAGCCCAAACUGGUCCGACACUACUCAGUCAGCACAGAUUCCCCACAUCAGAGCAAUCCUUCCUCCCCUCUGGCCUCUUCCUCUUCUGUUUGUCAGCGGCCUUUGAGGCCUCGUACUUUUGCUCUUGAUCAUUCCACCGGCCCCUCAAGCAGAGGUGAGGUUCCAUCAGGGCUGAGUGGUUUUAGAGUGAGAUUACACUCCUCCUCCUCUGUUCCAAAUUUCCUCAAAUUUCUGGCCCCUGUAGUGGAGAGCGAUGAUACCAGUGAAUCUCAGAAGAAGAGUGACGUGGCGCCCCUGUCCAGUCCUGGAGUGGAGUGUGUCGUUGGGGAUGACAGUCCAUUACGUAACCGGAGACACUCCUGGAGACAACAGAUCUUCUUACGAGUCGCCACACCACAGAAGGGCUCAGACUCCAAAGAAUCCACCUUAGAGGUUGGCAGCAGAAUGGCGCUGGGAGGUGGAGUUGGGGGCGGGGACAGCACCCUGGGGGCGGUGCCAGAGGAGAGAAGAAAAAGGAAUGGGGCGGAGCUAAGAGAACUAUGGAGGAAAGCAAUUCUUCAACAGAUUCUUCUGCUGCGGAUGGAGAGAGAGAACCAGAAAUUACAAGCAUCAGAGAGUGACCUGCAGUGCAGACGACUGAAGCUGGACUAUGAAGAGAUCACGCCAUGUCUGAAAGAUGUCACUCUGGUCUGGGAGAGAAUGCUCAGCGCCACUGGGAGGUCAAAGGUCAUGUUUGAGACCGAGGAGAUCCACACAGCUGUGGGACAAGGCGUUCCUCGGCAGCAUCGAGGAGAGAUUUGGAAGUUUCUUUCAGAGCAGUAUUUGCUGAGGCAGGAGGUGCCCAGCGCCAAACCUCCGAACAUUGACACUCCUUACAAAGAGCUUCUGAAGCAGCUCACAUCCCAGCAGCAUGCCAUCCUCAUAGACUUGGGACGUACAUUUCCCACUCAUCCGUAUUUCAGCGCUCAGCUGGGUGCCGGCCAGCUGUCUCUCUAUAAUCUACUGAAGGCAUAUUCUCUGCUGGACCCGGAGGUGGGUUACUGCCAGGGCUUGAGUUUUGUGGCCGGCGUGUUGCUGCUCCAUUUGUGUGAGGAGGAUGCAUUCCACAUGCUCAGAUUCCUGAUGUACGACAUGGGGCUGCGGAAACAGUACAGGCCUGAUAUGAUCAUACUGCAGAUUCAGAUGUAUCAGCUGUCUCGUCUGCUGCAUGACUAUCAUAGGGAGCUCUACACUCAUCUGGAGCAGUAUGAGAUCGGCCCUAGUCUCUAUGCUGCUCCCUGGUUCCUCACCGCCUUUGCCUCACACUUCCCGCUUGGAUUCGUGGCACGAGUGUUUGACAUGCUGUUCCUUCAGGGAUCUGAGGUCAUCUUCAAGGUGGCUUUGAGUCUUCUUGGUAGCCACAAGCCACUGAUUCUUCAGCACGAAAAUCUUGAGUCAAUUGUGGAGUUCAUCAAAACAACCUUACCCAAUCUCGGCCUUGUGCAAAUGGAAAAAACAAUCAAUCAGGUGUCUGAGAUGGAUAUCAGUAAGCAGCUACAGGCCUAUGAGGUGGAAUUUCAUGUUCUUCAGGACGAGCUCUUGGAUGGUCCCUCCACUCUCAGCCAAUCACAGCGGGUGGCCCAGUUGGAGAAGACCAAUGGAAGCCUCCGACAACAAAACUUAGACCUCCUAGAGGAUGUUCAGGUUGCUCACGCUAAGAUCAGAUGGCUGGAGACUCGUGUGGACGGCCUGGUGAAUCGAGAGGCUGAGCUUCAGUCGGAGGUAAAGACUCUCCAACAGGAACGGACAGAGCUGCAGCAGACUGUAUCCAGUCUCCGAGAUCUCCUCAGCAGUCUGGGUGUGAACAGCCCCUGCCCUGACCAGGAAAAUCUCACCAACAAAAGCUACAACCAGUAACUGUGCCAGUGAGGAGUGUCUUUAUAAACACUCAACUGACUUCACCUGAUCUGCUAUCAAGCUCCUCCUGUAAGCAUCACCUCUGUCGUCAUCCUACUGGCUCUGUCGUCCUUUAGACAAGCUAUCUUAGUGGAGAUGGACAGGUAGGUUUUCAGGGCACUGACGUUCCUUCAGUGGAGAUUUUCUUGAAGGGUUGAAAGGGUGUCUUUUAGAGUCAGAUCUUGCCUGAAUUGAUCAAACAACCUAAAAGAUUAAAACAGCUCAAAAGAAUAGCUGAGAUUGCUAACGCUUUCUGGUUCUUACAUCUGUUGUGACUGAUGUUUAAUUUCUGGACAGAGACGUUUUGGGUCACCAUUUUUAAUAUACUCUCCCUUUUACACUCCCUGAUGUCAAUAUGGCAUUGACCACAACAAAGCCUCUUAGGUAGAUUU